UGCAAUUUGAGCCCAUACUGGUCUGAGUGCAAAGUUCGGGAUUGGGCCCGAUCAACGCACGCAAAUUGCAGGGCGCAUUGCACCGACGGCCACCACACCAUCAAAUGAAGAUGCCCGCGAACCCAGGAUGCCUGCGUUGGCCAGGAUGCCUGCGUUGGCCAGGAUGCCCGCGUUGGCCAGGAUGCCCGCGAACCCAGGAUGCCCGCGUUGGCCAGGAUGCCCGCGAACCCAGGAAGAUGCCCGCGAACCCAGGAAGAUGCCCGCGAACCCAGGAUGCCUGCGUUGGCCAGGAUGCCCGCGUUGGCCAGGAUGCCCGCGAACCCAGGAAGAUGCCCGCGUUGGCCAGGAGGAUGCCCGCAAGCCCAGGAUACCCGCGAUCAAGCUCGUUACAGGCCAUUUUCUACACCCUCUGAGCUACCGUUCGGCAAUACAGUUGGAUCAAAGAGAGGAAAAACAGUCUCUGAGGAUCGCCUGGAUGAGCACAUCGUUGGUGUCAAAUUUGACCAAGUUUGACGCAUUGUUGUGGAAGUUGAGGGGGGGUCAUCGACCGGAUCAAAAGCCGUGACUCGAUCGCGAAUUUACGUUGGAGGCAGCCGAUCAGGAAGAUACUGCAUCUACGCAGAUGAAAGUAGGCUCAUUAGAAUCGCCUGUCAAUGGCGAUCUUCAGACUGUAAUCGCCUUGGCGAUGCGAUGCGUGGUGGUGGAGAUAUUGGCGAGUGAUUGAGGCACUUUUUGUCGGCUCCCAUACAAAACCGUGACUCGAUCGGCCCAGAUCUCGAAUUUUGCUCUCAGACCUCUUUCAAAGGCGUUCUCUGCAAAAAGUGGGCCAGGUUCUCAAAA
This is a messenger RNA of Thermothielavioides terrestris NRRL 8126, 840 nucleotides long. RefSeq lists its product as uncharacterized. The record is from RefSeq and is a predicted model, not a curated record. Bases 105 to 413 code for a protein of 102 amino acids. Lineage: Eukaryota; Fungi; Ascomycota; Sordariomycetes; Sordariales; Chaetomiaceae. The transcript is spliced from 2 exons.